AAAAAGGUGACUCACUUGAUUUAUAAAACAGCACAACACGUAUUUUCUAAUACAGUCAAACAACAAACUCUCAUAUAUUCUAUUACAUUUACACUAGAACACAUAUUGGUGUCAGAAAAUGAAUACCAAGUAUCUCAUUUUUUCAGAUGUGUUAAUAACUAUGCUGUUUUUAUCCCUAGCAAUAUCAUCAUCAUCAACAAACUCAUCUCACCAAAAACAUUUUCCAGCUAUGUAUGUUUUUGGUGAUUCCCUUGUUGACAGUGGUAACAACAAUUAUCUUCCAAUACAAUCAAAUGCUAAAUUUCCACCUUAUGGCAUAGACUUUGGUGGAAAACCCACCGGUCGAUACACUAAUGGAAAAACUGUCGUCGAUUACUUAGCUAUACAUCUAGGACUACCCUUAGUCCCACCCUAUUUGGGACUUUCAAACACUCAAAGAAACAAAAUUACCACAGGCAUAAAUUUUGCAUCCGCUGGAUCUGGCAUUCUUCCACAAACCAGCAAUGGUACUUUGUCUCUAGACAAACAGAUAAAACUAUUCAGAAGUGUUAUUAAGAAUAAUUUGCCAAAUACUUUUGAUGAAAAAGAAAAACUAGAAAAGCAUCUAUCUGAAUCCUUGUUUGUUGUCUCUGAUGGUGUGAAUGAUCACUUCCGUAAUGGAACCUUUGUUGGCUCUACCAUAUUUGCUUCCUAUCUUAUAAAACAAUUAUCCAUACGCUUGAAGAAAAUUUACAGUCUAGGAGCUAGAAGAUUCUUUAUGUAUAAUAUUGCUCCAGCAGGGUGUUUUCCAUCAACAGCUGCAAGAUCAAAACCAAGAGGAAAAUGUAAUGAGAAAAUGAACAAGGCAAUUUCAUCUUAUAACAAGCUUUUGCCUACUGUACUUGAAAAACUACAGGCUCAACUUCCUGGUUUUACCUUUAUGCAUUCAGAUCUCUAUGAGUCCCUCAUCUAUCUUAGGAAAAAUGGACACAAAUAUGGGAUAUUAGAAACAUGGAAACCUUGCUGCCCAAAUAGAAUUCAUGGAAAUCUCAAAUGUCAUCCUUAUAAUGCUACCUGUCCGGACAGAAACACUCAUCUAUUCUUUGAUAUUCAUCCGUCUCAAAUUGCGAAUCAAAUAUAUGCAACACGUUGCUUCAAUGAGAAGACAAUAUGCAAAUCAUCUCUCUCUAAUUUUUUAUCUCCUAAAAUUCAUAAGCAUUCCAAAAAUAAAUAAAAUGAUGAUAAAGGAGAUUGUAUUUGUAUUUGAUUUUGACGUUAAAAAUAAUUUCUCAAUGUACGUGUCUUUAGUUUUGAAUCUA
Messenger RNA from Vicia villosa (hairy vetch), 1298 nucleotides. RefSeq names its product GDSL esterase/lipase At2g03980-like. Gene Ontology annotation, molecular function: hydrolase activity, acting on ester bonds. Bases 119 to 1213 code for a protein of 364 amino acids. The record is from RefSeq and is a predicted model, not a curated record. NCBI's taxonomy places the organism in Eukaryota, Viridiplantae, Streptophyta, Magnoliopsida, Fabales, Fabaceae. The transcript has 5 exons.